UCGACCAACCAUGGGCUUCUUCCACAGGAAGACCUCAAAGCAGACCUCGAAGGUGAAGAAGCUCCUCCAGCUCGCCUUAUCCCGCCUCGCCAUUUCCAGGCGCCCCCUCCUUGCUCGCAAGUCGAUCUCCCGCGGUGAUGUCGGCCAGCUCCUCGCGCUCGGCCACCUCCACCGUGCUCUCCUUCGCGCAGAGCAGGCGAUAGAGGAGGACAGCAUGCUGCAGGCGUUCGACAUCAUUGAGCUCAACUGCAAGUGCCUCAUUGAGCAUGCCGCGAAAUUAGACAAGCCACAGGAGUGCAGCGAGGACAUUAGGGAGGCGGCAGCAGGGAUCAUGUUCGCAGCCAGGUGGUGCGGCGACCUGCCAGAGCUGCUGCUCGCGCGCAUCAUCCUCGAAGACAAGUUCGGCAGUGAUUUCGCUGCGGCCGCGAAGGAGGGAACCGGAAUCGUCGAUCCCAUGUUGGUGUGGAAGUUGUCUGGCGACAGAACGAACAUGGAGCUGAAGAAAAAGGUGACCAAAGAGAUCGCCACCGAGAACAAUAUCCUGGUGGAUUUCUUGGAGCUCCAGGAAGCGGUGAAGCAAGACGGCAAUCGCAAUGGAUCACACUGUUAA
Molecule: messenger RNA, 610 nt
Organism: Panicum virgatum (switchgrass)
Lineage: Eukaryota; Viridiplantae; Streptophyta; Magnoliopsida; Poales; Poaceae
Exons: 4
Coding region: 11-610 (199 amino acids)
Biological process (GO): protein transport
Source: RefSeq, a predicted model, not a curated record